Messenger RNA from Aspergillus oryzae RIB40, 1521 nucleotides. RefSeq lists its product as uncharacterized. The transcript is spliced from 3 exons. Lineage: Eukaryota; Fungi; Ascomycota; Eurotiomycetes; Eurotiales; Aspergillaceae. Bases 1 to 1521 code for a protein of 506 amino acids. The record is from RefSeq and is a predicted model, not a curated record.
AUGAAGUACCCUACUACCGGACAGCUUCAACAAGUUCAUCUUGGGAUUGGUCCCAAGGGCUAUGAACCUGUGGCUUCGUAUCAAGGAGAUAAACAAUUGUACACUCAGGAACAUGAAAUCCUCCAGGCCAGUAUACUGGGCUUCUGCCCGGAACAUCUGUGGCAUCAUGGCUCCAACAAGGCUUCAUGUCCCCGUCCCAUCCUCGUCACAGCAAAGCAUCAAGAACAGCUCGAACAGCUGCACAACGCUUUAGUCACCGCCAUCGUGGAUAUUGUAAAACGGUGGUGGACGGAUCUGGAUGCCCGAUUCCCCGAGCGCAUGCCUCUAACACGAGAUGAAGAAGAUCUGCUGCGGUGGCUCGAGCACCAACAUUCCCAUAACGGGGUGCCCUACGAGGCUCGUCUGGGCUCUUGGAGACCGGACUUUCUGGUUGGGGACUACAGCGGUGGACCCUCGACGGAAACCUACCGUCUCACAGAGAUUAAUGCACGUUUUUGUUUCAACGGGUUUAUGCACCAAGCAUACGGACAAGAAGGCCUGAGCGACCUUGGUGCGGGGAGGAAUGGCCUCAUCCAUGCGACCGAUUCUUCAAAGAUCCUAGAUGGGCUGCUCAGUCUCUUCAAUCCUGACCGCCCAUUGCACCUGCUCAAGGGUGAAGAGCCGGGAAUCGAUAUCCACAUGUUUAUCGACUUCGUGUAUCGUCACAUUGGAAUCAAGCCCCGGCUGAUCACCCCUGCAGAUCUUCGGUUAAUUCCAGAUCCCCAAAGGAAAAAUGGUUCUAAGCUCUGUUGUUUGGUAAAGGAUCAACAGAAUGCUUCGCUUAUCAAUGAAUCCCCUCUACUUGUUACCAGUAAAGGUGAGGUUGUGGAAGAGGUGCACCAAGUUGGCCUGGAACUCCACCAACAUGAGUUAUUUGGUCUCUCACGAGAGAUGCUACGUGAGAUUAGCUUACGCUGCUUUAACGAUAUGCGCACUAUUCUCCUAGUGCAUGACAAGCGCAUACUUGGUAUCAUCAAGCAGGAGAUCCCGACAUUGGUAGCCCGGAAAGUCUUAACUCACGACCAGGGAGAAGCCCUCGAGAGAGGCAUUUCGGAUUCGUUUAUCCCUGGAUCAUCGGAGCUGAAUGAGCUAAUUCAGACUUUGGCGGAUUCGCCGGAGUUAAGAAAGGAGUACCUGCUCAAGCCGAUUCGUGGAGGUAAAGGUGCGGGGAUUAUCUUUGGAGAUGAAGUCGGGCCCGACGAGUGGUUAUCAACCCUUGAGCGUCUCCGCAACCCUCACUUUGUGUCGGGAAAUACUAUGUAUGUGGUUCAACGUCGCAUCUGGCCACGUCUAUACGAAGUCAUCCUCAACUCGUCAGGUGAUAGAGGUAAUUAUCCACUAAUUGGGACCUAUCACACUACAAACGGCCAGCUAUUGGGCCUGGGAACAUGGCGAAGUAGUCCAGACAGAAUCUGUGCUGUCAGCCAUGGUGGCGGGUGGAUCUGCUCUGUCUUGGAUGAAUACGCGGAGAGCUCAGAGUGA